This is a messenger RNA of Henningerozyma blattae CBS 6284, 915 nucleotides long. It is a transcript of the gene MRPL22, whose product is annotated as mitochondrial 54S ribosomal protein uL22m. Gene Ontology annotation, molecular function: structural constituent of ribosome. The record is from RefSeq and is a predicted model, not a curated record. Gene Ontology annotation, biological process: translation; ribosome assembly. The transcript has a single exon. Lineage: Eukaryota; Fungi; Ascomycota; Saccharomycetes; Saccharomycetales; Saccharomycetaceae. Bases 1 to 915 code for a protein of 304 amino acids. Gene Ontology annotation, cellular component: ribosome; mitochondrial large ribosomal subunit.
AUGAACAAUUUCAAGCUAUUGCGAGCCAAUACGCUCUCUAUUUUAAGAGGUAAUUGUUUUCGAUACAACAGCACGAAUAACACAAUAAGAACAUUGUAUACAAGCCCAAUAUUACGUAGUCCAUCCAAUGUUUUUAGCGAAGUCACUAAACUUGUAGACAAUAAGGAUUCUGCACUUUCACAGAGAAUGGAGGAUGUUCGAUUGGAUAAUGAUGAUGAGAAAGAGAUUGAUAUUAGCAAAAUUACUAUUCACAAUGACGAAUCAUUUCAAAAAUAUAUAAAAUCCUUAUACCCUGAACCAACUGCUGCGCCAAAAUUAUACUUAUCAGCUCUAAAAUAUCGAAUCUAUAAGGAAAAUUGUAAACAAAAUAGGGGAAUAUACAACCCAUUAACCGAGGUCAAACUACCUGACUCUCCAUAUCGCUAUAAAUUAAAUUUAACAAAAGAAGAAAUAGAUGCAUUAGAACCUUCUGUCUAUAUGAAAUCUACAAGAAUAAAGUCUUCAAUGAAAAAAGCCACUGUUCUAUUAAGAAUGCUUCGUGGCUUAGAUGCACGUGCAGCAUUAACACAAUGCCAUUUCUCAGAUAAAUUAAUUGCUAGAGAUGUUGCUAAAUUACUAGAAAAGGGUAUCCAGCAUGGGAAGGAUUUGGGUCUUAAAGCCGAUGAUCUAUACAUUGCACAGAUAUGGGUUGGAAGUGAUGGUAAAUGGGUUAAGAGACUAGACUAUAAGGGGAGAGGUAGAACAGGGAUAAUACAUCAUCCAUAUGUUCAUAUUAGAGGUAUCUUAAAAACAAAGAGUAUUACUAAACAAAGACUCCAAAUAGAGAAGAAGCUAAAACAACAAAAGAGUAAACCUUGGGUACAAUUAAGAGAUGCUCCAAUAAGAGGUGAAAUUCCAGGCGUUUAUAUGUGGUAG